This is a messenger RNA of Paramisgurnus dabryanus, 7325 nucleotides long. It is a transcript of the gene med1, whose product is annotated as mediator complex subunit 1. NCBI's taxonomy places the organism in Eukaryota, Metazoa, Chordata, Actinopteri, Cypriniformes, Cobitidae. Gene Ontology annotation, biological process: cellular response to thyroid hormone stimulus; regulation of transcription by RNA polymerase II. Gene Ontology annotation, molecular function: nuclear thyroid hormone receptor binding; transcription coregulator activity; nuclear vitamin D receptor binding. The record is from RefSeq and is a predicted model, not a curated record. Gene Ontology annotation, cellular component: mediator complex.
UCAUGACGUCAGUGUGCGUAAUCCAAUUGUCUCCGUUGUACGAAACGACCGUUUCAGAGUUUACUGUGUUUUCGUAGUAUACAAUAUACAGCCUGUUUCUAUGGCGGUUGAACCAUAAAUGUUUAUUUAAAAUCUAUGACUUUAAGGCGUCUCCGUGCGGGUUUGAGAUUUUUAGUUCAUUAUUGUGAGUGCUGAAGAUGGCGGCGGUAUCGGUACAGAGCAACAGUCCAGCAGCCGAUGCAUCUCGCACCGGCACAGUGGCGGGUUCAGAACGUCUCCGAACUGAGGAGGGAUCUGAGGCCGAGAAAAAGAGCCGUGUGACUGCACUGCUGGAAAGACUACAUGCCAAACACAACUCAACCCGUUCCUGGCAGGAGACCAGUAAGGUGGUCCGACAGGCUAUGGAAAAGCGUGGAGGGAUGAAUACAUCUGGGCACCAGAUGCUGCUCACCUGUUUAGAGACACUGCAGAGGGCUCUGAAAGUGUCAUCACUGUCGUCAAUGACAGAUCGUCUGGAGUCCAUUGCUCGCCAGAACAUGUUGGGAUCUCACCUGAGCCCCUCACGGACUGAGUGCUACAUCACCUCAGAUAUGUUUUAUGUCGAGGUGCAUUUGGAUAAAGCAGGACAGCUUGUGGAUGUCAAAGUAGCCCAUCAUGGUGAAAACCCUGCGAGUUGUCCUGAGCUGAUACAGCAUUUAAGAGACAAAAACUUUGAUGAGUUUUCCAAACACCUGAAGGGUCUGGUUAAUCUUUACAGGUUACCUGGAGACAACAAAUUAAAAACAAAGAUGUACCUGUCGCUCCAGUCUCUGGAGUUAGACCUUACCAAAAUGAUGCAUAUGUUCAGGAUUGCCACAAAUGCCAACACUGUGGAAACGAUUCUUCAUGGUAGUGUGGGUCUGUUGACGGCAAGGAGUGGUGGUCAUCUAGUGUCUCUACAGUGUUAUGUUUCUCCAUACGACAUCUUUGAAGAAGGAUCAGGAACCCAACUGAACUUUACAGAUGCCAAUAUUCCUCGAACUUUAGGUGUGAGUGUAUCAGUGACUGUUGAGGGCACCUUGUCAGUUUACAAGCUUCCUAUCGCUCCACUUAUUACAGGAUCCCAUCCGGUCGACAACAAAGGGACACCAUCAUUUUCCUCUGUAACAAAUUCAAACUGUGUAGAUUUACCAGCAUGUUUCUUCUUGAAGAUGAAUCAUCCAAUGCCCUUUUCGGUAUCAUUUGUUCAAAGAAUGGGAAAUACCACAGGGAUCCCAGUAUUUGAGACUGCACCCACCUUGUCCUCACUUUUUGACCUUAUCAUUAAAAGCCAACUCCAUGAAGAGGGUUGUGUUUCUUCUGGUCUGGACCAAUCAGUGCGCUUCUAUGCGUGUUUACCAGGACAGCAGCAUUGCUAUUUUCUCAAUGGUGAUGCUCCUGUUCAAGAUGGAAGAUCUCUGCAAGGAGCUUUGGUUACCAAGAUUCCUUUUAGACAUCCUGCUCAAGUGCCUGCACUUCUUGACAUCAUUCGACACCAGGCUGCUUACAACACACUAAUUGGUAGCUGUGUCAAAAAGACCUAUAUUAAAGAAGAUACUCCAGGACUUCUGCAGUUUGAGGUGUGCCCGUUAACAGACACAAGCUUUAACGUAUCCUUCCAGCAUCCAGUCAAUGAAUCACUUGUCUGUGUGGUGAUGGAAGUGAUUGACUCAAGGCAGGUGGCCUGUAAGCUGUAUAAGGGUUUAUCUGACGCUUUGAUCUGCACUGAUGACUUCAUUACCAAAGUAGUCCAAAGAUGCAUGUCGAUUCCUGUGACUAUGCGAGCCAUCCAACGCAAGGCAGAGACUAUUCAGGCAGACACUCCAGCAUUGUCCCUUAUAGCGAAGACUGUGGAAAUAAUGGUAAAGAAGAACCUCCCCCCAACUAGUAGCCCAGGUUACAUGGGAAAUGUUACAGGGGCUGAUGAAGGAAACCCUAUAGGCCUCCCUGGUGUAAGUGGUGGGACUACAUCUGCAGUAAGCAACAAUGUUGUGGGUGUAGGGGGAAGUGGGGCUUUCCAAGGCCCCAUUACCUCACUUUUCAAUAUAAGUCGUACAAGUCAGGGAGGCUCAAAUAUGGACAACCUAGGACAAGUUGGUGGCCAGCAGCAAAUAAUUCAACAACCACAGAAUCAUGGAUCAGAUGAUUUUAGCAAAGUCACACAGAAUCCUAUUCUAACUAGCCUUCUGCAAAUCACAGGCAGUGUCGGGUCCAGUCCUACUCCACAGCCACCUCAGCCUCACCAAACCCCCCCACCAACCACCUCACCAGCAAGCAACACCAAAAACCACCCAAUGCUGAUGAACCUACUAAAAGAUAACCCUUCACAAGAUUUUGCGACGUUGUAUGGCAGUAGCCCUCUAGAAAGACAGAACUCAUCAGGAUCCCCACGGACUGAUAGCCAAGGGCAGUCUUGCUCUGCAACUAAAGGUAAGAAAAAGCGUCCAAGAGGCUGUGAUAAAGGACAAGUAGGCAUGAAGCAACAAUCUCAGCAGCAGGUAGGAGGCAUGACCCAACAGUCUCAUCACACACACCACUCUGAAGAUGAUUUCCAUCGAGAGCUUUUCUCCAUGGAUGUUGAUGCCUCCCAGAACCCCAUAUUUGAUGUCAGUCUUACAGGCGAUGGACUUGACACCCCUCACAGUAUCACUCCAGCUCCAAGUCAAUGUGGGACUCCCCCUUCAGGUUCUGGAAUGCCAUACCACUCACAGUCUCAUGUUCAAACUCAACCACAAGGAUCUGUACAUCGUAUGGUUCGCCUCUCUAGCUCUGAAAGUAUAGGGCCUGAUAUUAAUGACAUUUUGUCGGAUAUUCCUGAUCAGACCAACAAAGGAAGUAGCCAACAUCUCAUCGGCGAAGAAGGAGGAUCCUUGGGAACUCCACUUCGGGAUUCCUCCAGCUCAGGCCAAGGUAGUGCAGUGUUUGAGGCAGACCUGUUUAAUGCAAACAGCAAUGAAAAUCCCUUUACUGAUGCAGCAGACCUGAUUGCAGAGGCUACUGCCACACCCAAUAGCGAUUCUUCUUCAACAAAUUUUUUUCCAGAUACAGACUUCAACCCAGAACUUCUCCCUGGACAGGGAAGCUUUUCACAGAAUUACUUUGAAGACAGUUCCCCCAGUCCUGACCCAGAUAAUGAUCUUGUUAAAGGUUUCAGUGGGGGAAGUCAGCAGAACACCCCUACAGGCACACCUCAGAAUCCCACUUCACAUGGGCAAAACACUCCAGAUGCCUCUUUUAAAGACCAUUUUGACAUUGGAAUGUUUAGUGGUAACAGUAGUGGAGGAAAACCAGUGCUAGGUCCAUCAGAUAUGGGGGACUCACACACUUCUCAUGGCGGUGGGGGCCAAAGCCCAAUCAUAUUGGGCAUUGGGGCAACAGGUAGUGAUUAUAAAAGCAGUGAAACAAAGAUUAAACAGCAAAUAAGGACAAAGGAGGAUAAUGGAGGAAAUUCUGGAAUGGGAAUAGGUGCUUCAUCCUCUUCUGAAAUGAAACCGGUGAAGCGUAGUCGAACUCCUUCAAGUGAGGGCAAAUCAAAAGACAAGCCACCUAAGCGCAAGAAGUUGGAUCCAGAUGGCAAGUCACCUUCACACAGCUCAGGGGGUCGACCUUAUACUCCUCCAUGUGGGAGUAACAAUUCUGGAGGAACAAUGAGUGCAGGUGGAUCUAAGUCACCUGGGAGCUCAGGUAGAUCUCAGACCCCACCAGGUGGUGCUACGCCACCAAUCCCUAAGAUAACUAUACAAAUACCCAGGACUUUAACUGGAGGAAAAACAACUUCUCAUGGAGGCUACACAUCGAGUAGUUCAGCAAGUGGAGGUACUGGUAGUGCAAGUGUCACAAGUAGCAAAAGUCAUCAUUCCCACUCUUCUUCCUCAGGGAAGAUGAAGAGUAGUAAACUAGAACUCUCUGGGCAAGGCAGCAGCUCCAAACCAUCUAAUAUUGGAGGUGUUGGGAGUGGUAUGGCUCCACAAUCCAAAGGGUCUUCCUUGGGAAUGAGCUCAGGAAAGCCAUCAUCUUCUCCCAUUACCAAACAUGGGACAUCAGGUUCAGGUAGUGGUGGAGGUAGUGGAACAGGAAGUGGAAACAAAAUUAAGCCACAAGGUGGAAAACCCCCUGGCUCACUUAUGAACCCUAACAUCAAGCCCAACAUUUCUCCUUCACACUCACGUUCUGGCAGUUCUGACAAACUGUCCUCUCCAAUGAAACUUCAACAAGGCCAGGUUCCUGGGACUCCACCCUCUACUAAAGCCAAGUCUCCAAUUGGUUCUGGUGGUGGAGGAUCAGGAGGGUCCAAAUCCUCAUCAGGUGGUGGAAUGGGUACCCAAAAACAGUUAGGCAGUAGCUCAUCUUCAAGUGCUUCUGCAUCUGGUGCAAGUGCCUCCUCUUCCUCUGGGUCCAUGCCUUUUUCUUCAGGUGGCCAGUCACAGUAUGGAAGCAGUGGUGGGGGUGGGAACAACCCUAAUGCUAAGGGUAAGUCACCAAGCCGAAACAAAAAGCCAUCUCUUACAGCAGUCAUAGACAAACUUAAGAGUGUGGGUAGUGGCGGGAUUGGUGGGGAAGAGGGUGAAUGUGGUGGUGGGAGUGCAGGUGGGGGAAUGCCUUCAAAUACUGGUUCUUCAUCCUCCAAGCAUGGAAUGUCCUCACAAGGAGGAGAGUUUAUAAAUAAACGAGACAAAAUAGACAAAGAUGGCAAGUCUAAGGUUAUCGGAUCAGGUGCCAACAACUCUGGCGAUAAGAAGUUAAUGGAUUCUAAAAGUAGUGGGGUGAGUGGCACUGGUGUGGCAAAAAUUAUUAUCAGUAAACCAGAUGGGGGCUCUCCAAGCAUCAAGUCUAAAGUUACUCUUCAGAAACCUGGAGAAAGUUCUGGAGAUGGCUCCAUGCGUUCCCAGCACACAGGCCUUAAAGCAUCACCUCUUUUCAGUGGCUCAACACCAAAACAUGAUCGCAGCUCCCCAAGCCAUAGCCGUUCCCCAGGGGGGUACACUCCUCUUAACCCAGAUAGUGAAAGUGAAUCUGGUAGCAGUUCAGUGGCUGAAAAGUCUCAUCAGAACAGUCCUAGCUCUGAUGAUGACCAAGCUAUUAGACCACAUCAACCCCCUCAAGACUACAUGAGUUCCAUAUCGAUUAGCCAAGGUGAAAAACACAAGAAGCAUAAAAAAGAGAAGAAAAAACAGAAGGAGCGAGAAAGGGAUAGGGAAAGAGACAGAGAAAAAGAGAAGAAGAAAUCAGUGUCUUGUGGGCAGUCAUCUCACCCAAUAAAAACAGACAGUUGGUCCAGAUCUCCAAUAUCUUUAGAAUCAAUCUCUAUGCUUGGCUCUGAGCGCACCUCACGACCAAGUCCUAUGUAUGUGCAUACAGAAGAUGACGAUCUCAUGGAUUCAGCCUUAACAGGCAAUCUAGAACCAUUUAAAUAAAUAGAAAUGUGUAUGCCUGCUUUGUAGAGGCAUAUGAAUAUAGCAUACUAUUUACUGUAAUUAUUUUCUAAUUUUUUACAUUAAUUAUUUUCUAAUAUUUUUAUUUGCAAAAGAUAUUUUCAGAUAUUUUUUGAUUGUUUAUAUUUUAGGCCUAAUUUCUGCAAAUCAGAAGAUGCAUAGAGAGUGCGCUCCUUAGUAUCUCAAUUUCCAAGUGUCUAGAAAACUAUUUAACAGUAUAUAGAAAGUCCUGGUGUGAGAUUUUAAAUAUAUAUUCUUAGUAUGUAGCUUUCAUUAUUGUUGGAAUCCCAGCUUUGCUUUGCAGUUGACCAAAUUAUAUUAUAUACACUCUACAAAUGUUCUUAAAGUAAUUUUCUCAUUUUUAGUCAUUUAUAUCACAAUGUAUAGUAACUUGACAGAUUCAUAUUUUCAUUUUUGCUUGAUUCUUUUUACCUGUUUUUAAACAAAACAAAUCAGACAUUCUAUUUUUACCCAAAUAUAAAGGUGUCAAUGUUGUUUAACACUACCUUUACAGAUAAAAUGGCCUAAUAUUUGCUGAAAAUGUUUUUGCUUCCUUAAUGAUACAUCGUAUAUUUAAAGUUUUUAGUUAGUAGCUGGAGUGGGGAUAAACAUACAGUUUUUUAGCAUCUUUUGGAGUUCAUAUGUAGUUACAAUAUAAGUAAAAUAAAUAUAUUGGUGCCAAUGUUUUGUUUAUAAUUUUUAAUGAUUUGCCCAACCUUUACAGAGGUAACCAGAGGAUGUAAUUGGAAACACUGUAUGAUGUACAUGGGAAUUAUGAGCCAAGAUGUUAAUGUUUAACUUUAAAUCAGUUCCCAAACUGUAAUAGUUGAAACAUUUGUGUAAAAACAAUUUCAGGUUGUUGGCUGAAAGCAGGAUAAAGUGUCUAUUAGACAGAAAUUAAGAGAAAGGUCCCUAGAAAUAAAAACUGCUUUAAUGAUAUUGUCCCACAUUAUUGCAUGGUUUAUGUAUUUGUAUAUAUUAUGCUAAUAUUACAAAUAUGUUUUACAAAUGUGAUGUACAGUACAGAAUAUAGGACAUAAACUGAUUCUUUAUUAAUGGUAGUAAUAUUUAUUUUGUGUUUUUAGGCAACUUUGAUUUAAAUGGAAAAGCUUUUUCCAAAGUACUUCUGUUAAAGGGGACAUUUCACAAGACUUUUUUUAAGAUGUCAAAUAAAUCUUUGCAGUCCCAGAGUACAUAUGUGAAGUUUUAGCUCAAAAUAUCAUGUAGUUAAUUUUUGUAGGUGUGCAAAACAUGCCCUUUAACAGGCAAAAUAAUUGAUCUCUGUACUAAAUGACAGUGUCGUGGUUGGAUAGUGCAGAUUAAGGAGCGGUAUUAACCCCUAAUGAUAUCACCAUGGAGCCAAAUUUCAAUUACCUAUUUGUGCUUGUGGCGAAUGGUUUACCAAAACUAAGUUACUGUGUUGUUCUUUUUCACAUUUUCCAGGUUGAUAAAAGCACUGGGGUUCCAAUUAUAGCACCUAAACAUGGAAAAAGUCCAAUUUUCAUGAUCUGUCCCUUUUAAAACAUGCAUGAGGCAUAGUAAUACAACAUGUAACAAGAUAAUAAUAUAACAAAAGUAUUCUGGUCACUGGUUAUGUAGUGAGUUCAGUUCCCUUUUUGGUGGCAACCUUAGGCCAUGUUUAGGUGAAUGUGUUUACCUUUUAAAACUAAUUACUUUUACCAUGUUUAUGCCUGUUUUAGUGUGAAAACUCUGAGGUUGCGCUGCAGUGUAAAUUAAUGUAGACUUAAGUAAACGAACAGAUGGUUUUAAUGUGACAGCGCAUCAUUAAAUUAGUAAAAAUUAUUUGUAUUCCGGUAAAUGGAGGUUUGCAACAGAGGUUGCAAAAAGCAUGGCCGGCUAAAGUAUUAAAAAUGU